AUGCCUCACAGACCAGCAUACCCGACUGCCACGCGUGCCGAUGUUCACCUAGUGGGUUCUGGACCCAUCCAGCGCUUUGAGAUGUGGGGUCGUCACCGCUCAUUGACGGAAUCUGUGUACUUAUCCUCGGCAGUUCUCACCGAAUAUGGAUACGCUGAAGAGAUGGAGAAGCUGCUACAUGGGACUAGGUGGCAUCGCCUCUUCAUGAUGCGGGCCGAGUCUAGCCUGCCACUAACAAUUGAGUUCCUGUGCUCUCUAGAGUUGGAGCCAUCUAUAGGGUCGAGGUCGAUGAACUUCCAGUCCAUCGACUCUCGUACAACCCUCACUUUCACUCUCUUGGGGCGAGAAUUUCAGCUGACGGUCGCCGAUCUGGCUACACACAUGGGUCUCUACAACCGUUUCGAGGGCAUGGGCCGAGCCAGGUUUUGGAUUCAGCCGACUUGGCGAAUCCUAUCCUUCGUGCUUUCGACAUCUUUCUUUGGGAGGCCGUUGAACAUAGACCGGGUAUACCCCGACGAUUUGAUUGUCUUCUGGAGCCUGCACACACGCCGGGAGGUGAAUGUGGCUGUCUUUGUAGCCCGAUUCCUCUACAGUCAGUCCAUGGGGAAUCGGACGCACAUUGUUUGCGGUUUCGUGGUCACCAUACUCUUCCGAUCCCUCGAAGGGUCGGCACCUAUUCCACGGGCUCAGAUGAUGAUGCGAGAUUUGGAUGCCGGCAUGCUGAGGAACGCCCACAUCCGUCGAAGGUUGGGAGCUGGUUCUACCGAGAGCAACGCCGCCUCCUCAUCUGUGCCCUCGACCUCAGGAGCAUCCUCGCAGGUCUCAUCUAGGAGAGCCACUCGCCGCCGACCCACUCCUCAGGCCACCCCAGCUACGACCCAGGCAGAUCUGACCCCUGAAUGGGCCAGGAGGAUCCUGGAGCAGCAGGAUACCAUCCUGCAGAGGAUGUCCGAAAUCGGACAGCAGCAGGCAUCCCAGGCGGAGAACUUUGCUCAGCUUCGGAGGACAUUUACUAGCUUUUACUCGGAUGUGCACAUCGGGCUCACCCCACGUUCUCCUGAGGGCGACGAUCCAUCCGCCUCAGUUCCU
Messenger RNA from Cuscuta campestris, 1089 nucleotides. The record is from the annotation of a GenBank genome assembly. NCBI's taxonomy places the organism in Eukaryota, Viridiplantae, Streptophyta, Magnoliopsida, Solanales, Convolvulaceae.